Rhagoletis zephyria (snowberry fruit fly) is the source of this 2102-nucleotide messenger RNA. RefSeq lists its product as uncharacterized. Gene Ontology annotation, biological process: DNA integration. NCBI's taxonomy places the organism in Eukaryota, Metazoa, Arthropoda, Insecta, Diptera, Tephritidae. The record is from RefSeq and is a predicted model, not a curated record. Gene Ontology annotation, molecular function: nucleic acid binding.
AAUUUAACUGAGUUUAAAUUUUCGAAUAGGUGGUGUUGGAGCACGCCUAGUUCAUCAUCGUAACCUUCAUUUAUUUUCAUUUUUAUAUAUACAUAUAGUAUGUUCAUUUUACAUGAAAUUCAUAGCAUUAUCGAUUUGCAUAUCGAACACAUAUUUGGUUGCACAUGAAUUGUAUUUACAUAUGAAUGUAAUACUUCAUAUUUCUUGAUAUAGUCAUACAUUAAUAUUUGAAUUGUUAAACUUAAUACUCAAUGUAAUCUUUGGAUGUAGUGUUUAAGUAGUAUUUGCUUCUAUAUGUACAUAUGUACAACAUUAAAUGAAUUGUAUUAUUUAAAUACUACAUACAGAGCUUUUCAGGAUGUUGUGCUAAUGAUCUUGGAUUUGCAUUUAUAUUUGCUGUUACAAAUGAAUUGAAUUAUGCAAAUUCAUGAUCACAUGCACAACAUCCUGAACAGCCCUUAUGCAUAGUUGCACAAACUUGUGCACUCUAGAAUUCCUCAACUUUAAAACAGAGUAUUUUUGUAAAUAGUGCAGCCCUGCGUGGCCGCUGAAUAUACACUCACACUAGUAUGCAUAUAUUAUAGUACAUAAGAACCAUUUGAGGCUAUGUACUUCUCUGGAAUGAAUAAACUGAAUUAUUGUAAAAAGAUAAUCGGACCGGUCAACACUACUUUUAAUUUGCUCGCUCGUUUCCUCUUAAGUUCCGCCGUCGGUGGUGAUUUUAAUUAAAUAUUUGUAGUUACGCGGUUAAAUAAGUUUGCUUAGUUGUUGGUAGGAGCAUACGACUGCCCUACAGUUCAUAAAUUUAAAUUUGUUCAAUAAAGUUUUUUCGAAGCGCAAACUAGCGCUGCGUCAUUGGCGACCGUGACAGGACACAGUCCAGUGUUCUGUCAGUUUAAUUGCGUCCGCAGUACGUGGGUACCCGUUGGAAAAAGACUGCUGGCAUUGGGCGAUUCUGUCCAGGAUUUGGAGGCUGUUGUUGUCGCUAGCGAGGUAGCGAACUUGGAGGCUGCUGUUGUUGUCGCUAGCGUGGUAACGAACUUGAACGUUGCUGUUGUUGUUGUCGCUAUCUUGGUGGCGAAUUUGGAGCUGUUGGUUGCGGUUGGAGGUGUUGUGGCUGCUUGCGAGUCAGUGGGUUCGGCGGUGGAUUUUUGCACCCGGAGCAAGUAAAAUGUGUGUGGGCAUCAAUGAGGUUCGUCGGACGUCGCGGAGUUCCUCAGAAACUAUACUGCGACAACGCAACGAAUUUCGUGGGCGCCAACGCACGGCUUCGAGAUCUCGCCAAGCAACUCCAGGACGACGACAAGCGGAGCGAAAUUGGCGCGUUCGCAGCCGAGCUAGGAAUGGAAUUCGCCUUCAUACCCCCACGCGCACCUCACUUCGGCGGGCUAUGGGGGGCAGCCGUCAAGAGCGCCAAACAUCUUCUUAUGCGCGUCGUCGGCGACAAUACCCUUACCUUCGAGGAGUUGGCCACCGUCUUGGUCGACGUGGAGGCAAUAAUGAAUUCCCGCCCACUCGUAGGAGCAACAGACGACCCCAACGACGCCGAAGCAAAAACCCCAGCACAUCUCUUAAUAGGGGAUUCUCUCAUGGCCGCACAGUGUAAGAUUUUACCAAUCUAGCUGCUUUUAAUUCUGUAAUUCGAAAACUAUUGAAGAUAGAUUAAUAAAAUUUUGCACAAGGUACGUUAUAAGAUAGGCGAAGCUUUUUACAAAAAAUUGGUCAUUUAGAGUUACUGCCACGUCACCCUAUUAUAUAACUGCAAUUUAUAAAAAUGCAAAAACUGAAAUAUUUAACUAACUACAAAGGCUAAAAUGCCUAAAAUAAAUAUUUAGAAUUUCCCUAUAACAAUGAAUUAUAAACUGGCAAAAAUGGACUCAAAAAUAAAUAUCGAUAAAAAAUCAAGUUGGGUCAACGAAAUUCCGUUAUAAGUUCAAUAUUUCUUGCUCUAUUUACAAAAGUGGGAUACUAUUGGAAAGGUUGUGAAUUAGGCUUUCUCUAUUCAAAGCGGAAAUACAAGAAUUUGUCUAGGCCGAGAUUAAAUUCAAAUAAAUUACUCGAAGAAAAUUAAAUUCCUAGUAGGCCUGAAAAAUGAAAAUUUC